CUUUGUUCUCAUCUCUGGAUGCGGCUUACUCUGAUGUUGAGUUCCCGACUUGAACCAAAGACAUGCAAAGGACAUGAACCGGGUACAGAACCAUGCAUGUCCCCCCUGGCCGCAGUAUCUCAAUACUACUACUCAGGCUCACCAGAGGCCAGCAGUGGAGCGGAUAGGCUCACCUUUCUGAUGUUGGCGUCAAGUUCUCGUCUGCCAUGUUACCCUCAGCCGAUAUUCAUGCCAAUACUUGAGGAUCAGCAAUGCAUGUCAGACGCUGACAUGGUCUGCACAGUGCUUGCAGGUGGUCCUGAGCAUUCAAGUUGAGCGCGAAGCCAUGAUGGUAUGGCCCAUAUCAACUCUGGGAAGGUCUGAGGCAGACUCCCAAUGUCUUUAGUGUCCUCUCAAUCUCUAAGUCUUCCCCUUUCCCUCUCUUAGACAUUGAAGCCCAACCUCACCAACAUGAUGUUCAUUAAAUCGAUUCUUUGCCUUGCAGCGGCGGUUAGAAGCCUUGCGUUGCCAGCCAACAUUCCAGCCUUCCCGGAUGCUGCCAUCGACUCUGGGUUGGCUCUGAAGACGCUCAACUCACUGGCGGUUGCGGAGGCCUUCAAGCAAUUCGGGAGGGGUUGCAGUGCAUCCAAGGUCAAGUUUCGACGGGAAUGGAGAAGCAUACCCAAACCCCAACGCAGAGAAUUCAUCGCCGCCGUCAAAUGCGUCCAGUCCAAGCCGAGCAUCCUGCCUCCGGGCGAGGUGCCGGGGGCUAAGUCCCUGUACGAUGACUUUGUCUGGGCUCACGCGAGGCGGUCUGGCCUUGUUCAUAUGAGUGCCACCUUUCUUCUGUUUCAUCGUUACUUCCUCUUCGCGUACGAAGAGGCGCUCGAGCAGUGUGGGUGGCACGGCGGACUGCCUUACUGGGAGUGGGGCCUCGACGUCGACGGGCCGCACAAGUCUCCUGUCUUUGAUGGCUCGGACACGUCACUGGGCAGUGAUGGAACGUUUGUGCCAAACAGGCAACCGCAGGUGCUUCCCCUCCCUGGGUUCACUGAGCCGGUGAUCCUUCCACCUGGCACGGGUGGCGGGUGCGUGAUCAAGGGUCCUUUCAGCGACUUGCUCGUUCGGCUUGGUCCGUUUCCCCCAGACCCGGAUCGAUUCCUCCCUGUGGAACCAGUGGAGGGAAGGGGGGACAACCCGCGUUGCCUUGUACGGGAUCUUAACGCUGACCCCCUACGGAGAUGGUCGACUUUCCGCAACGUAACCGAGCUCAUCCUUGGCUAUGACAACAUCCGGGAUUUCCAAGGGGAGCUGGAAGGUGACCCUCGAGUCACGACGCAGCCCAUGGGCUGCCAUGGCGGUGGCCACAGCGGCAUUGGCGGGUACGGCAAUGACCCGGUCAUCUCGCCAAACGACCCUGCAUUCUGGCUCACCCACGGACAGCUCGACCGUGUCUACUGGAUUUGGCAGAUGCUAGAUUUCAAGAACCGCCAGGAUGUGUUUGGAACAGGGACUUACCUGAAUGUCCCUCCCAGCUCGAAUAUGACAGCGGAAGACACGAUAGAUGUCUUGCCUCAUGCAGGUCCUGAGAAGCUCAAAAAUCUCAUGAACUCGGUGGGCGGCAAACCAUUCUGCUACAUCUAUGUGUAAGUGCGGCUGCGCGAGCGAUGAGAGGUACGCUCAGUGAUUGAAUACCACCGCAAAAUCGGCACAUGUGGCCGGAGAUUCUCUCACCUAGGGUAGCCGGUAGAUACUAGUAGUUGAUAGUUAGCGUGGCGUAGGUUUCCACCUGGCUCUUCCGUGGGUACGGUUUCCCUGUCCAAACCGCACAAAUGAAAGAGUGCUAGAAACCGGCGCCUAGGCAGUGAGAGAGCAAACCGGCAGUUACCGGGUAUGGUACCCGACGGAUGGCUGCGAUCGAGGUUUUUGCCAUUUCGUGCGCGUUGAUUGAAUUAUGGGACUUGAAACGCUGUGAGAUUACCAAGGCUGGGUGUGCUCAAAGUUGAUGAUCGUGUAACCGUGUUUAAAUCGAUGGACUACCGUACUUGUG
This is a messenger RNA of Canariomyces notabilis, 2029 nucleotides long. Its product is annotated as Di-copper centre-containing protein. The record is from RefSeq and is a predicted model, not a curated record. Gene Ontology annotation, molecular function: oxidoreductase activity. The transcript has 3 exons. Lineage: Eukaryota; Fungi; Ascomycota; Sordariomycetes; Sordariales; Chaetomiaceae. Bases 451 to 1629 code for a protein of 392 amino acids.